Austrofundulus limnaeus is the source of this 3625-nucleotide messenger RNA. It is a transcript of the gene lmo4lb, whose product is annotated as LIM domain transcription factor LMO4.1. The record is from RefSeq and is a predicted model, not a curated record. The transcript has 5 exons. NCBI's taxonomy places the organism in Eukaryota, Metazoa, Chordata, Actinopteri, Cyprinodontiformes, Rivulidae. The coding region runs from base 358 to 837 and encodes 159 amino acids.
GCGACAAGAGGAGACCGCUUGUCCACUAAAAGAAACCUGCGAGAGUCUCUGCGUCAUGUCCCCUCCUCACAGUGACCUGUAGCUUUCUGUUUUCUUACCUUUUUUCUUUUCUUUUUUUAGUUGAACGUGACGGAGAGUUUAGCAGAACUAUUGCCGUGCACUCCUCUUUUCCAGGGCUUUAUACACAACGUCCCCUUUUUAUUUUGGUGCGUGGAAAAUGUCGCUUCUGAGGGCGGGUUUCCUCAUCUGAGUGUGCCGAGGCUCCUGUGAAGACUUUCCUGUUUUAUCUGAAGUUGUCAUGGAAAGAGGAAACGCUUUGUGAGCACGAAGGAGUGGGCGGGCCCCUGUGACAUCAGCAUGGUGAACAGCCAGGCCUCCGGUGCACCGGCGGCUCCCAGGUCGUGUGCCGGCUGCGGGGGGAAGAUCUCUGACCGCUUCCUGCUCUUCUCCAUGGAGCUGUACUGGCACACACGCUGCCUCAAGUGCUCCUGCUGCCAAGCCCAGCUGGGGGACAUMGGCACCACCUGCUACAGCAAGGGGGGGAUGAUUCUGUGUCGCAGCGACUACAUCAGGUUGUUUGGGCACAGCGGGGCAUGCAGCGCCUGCAGACAGUCGAUCCCAGCUAACGAAAUGGUGAUGAGGGCACAGGGAAACGUUUACCACCUCAAGUGUUUCAGCUGUGCGACCUGUAGAAACAGACUGAUGCCCGGGGAUCGCUUCCAUUACAUCAACGGCACAAUCUUCUGUGAGCAUGACCGGCCUGGUGCUGCCUUGCUCAGCAGCCACCUGGCUCCACUUCAGAGUAACUCUGUGCUCACAGACCAGAAGGUAUGCUGAGCUGUCCUGCACCACACACCCUUUGACCAUCACGUCUUCUCCCGAUGAGGAUCCAGAUGUUCCAACCAUGUCGGAAACUAUGUUCUGCAAAAUCCUGUUUUUGUUGAUAAAGCUGUCUUUGUGUGAUGUAAAGACUAAAGAUUAUGUGGACUGGUAUAGSUAAAGACCCCCUCAGAACUGAUUAAAGCUGAGACAGGUGGCAGGUAAACUUGCAUCAACUUCCAUGAGGAGCAAAAAAAGAAAAAAGUCAUGAAUAUUUGAAGGACUGCUAUGAAAUGACACCAGGCAGCGUUUGUGUUUUUCUGCUUGUGGUUUUAUUCAACCCCUGAUAUUUUCCUUGUAUAUAAUGAUUAUGAGAUCCAAUCACUGAGAAUUACAUCAAGUGUUUAUGAGUGUCAGACAAAAUACCUGAAACUCAUCAGUCACAGAAAAACUCUUUGAUGAGUUUAAAAAAACCAGGAUCAGAACCCAUCGGUGUGCAGCUCAUCAUCCACGCCUGCUGGUUCGUCACAUGCUCUGCUCAAAGGAGUGAAACAAUCUGGUAAUGGAUCUGCUAGUUUCCUUUCAGUUUUCUUUCUCUCAGACGCCUGCUCGGUGGGUUUGGGAUGGGGGCAGGGGGUGUUAUGAAAACAAAACCUCCUAUUAAAGCAGUUUUUCUGUAGCAUGUCACAGAGCAACCUGAGGUCACUGCAGCAUUAGAGUGGUAAUGGUACCUAGCAUGGCGAGUGUUCCAGUCCUCUCUCACUCUCUUUAGCCCUGUAUGGUAAAAACAUGGCUAAUUACCCCAAGGAAUGGAAUUAGGGGGCUUGAGCUCUGUCCAUUUACAGAAGCAAUUAAAUACGAGCCCUGUAUCUGUGCUGCCGGAGCUCCUGGGAGCCUGAACUUGGGGCAUAUCCUGUGGCUGGCUGCCUCCAAUAAAGCCUAAUCUGAAAGCAGUCUAAUUAAAGGGGAGUGCCCCCUCCCCUCCACAUACAGGGCGUUUGAAACAAUCUGAUGUAUUUACUGUUUACUAUGUUCCAAUUAAACCUCCCACUCAACCCGGUUUGUUUUCCAUCACAACUCCUUUGUUCUUUUGCUCGGCUUCUGGAAAUGGUUUCUUUUUUUUUUCUAAAGUGUGCCUUUUUUAACUCUACGUGGAAACUUUCAAGCCUCAGCAUACCAUCGGAGGUUGGGAGUUAAUCUUUGUGGAGUGAGGUUGUGUGUAGGAAGCAGACGAUAGCAUCUGCUCUACUUCGCACCUAGCCUGCACGCGUGGCUGCCGUCAAACCCUCACCUUAAUGCGCUUAGCUGUUUCAAAAACGUCCCACUUGUCAUGGUCUGCGCUGAUACUGCAUCAAUUAUUUAUUCCACGUCUGAUCAAAAAGCGUCACACAAAUUCAUUAACGUAUGCAAAUGAUCACAAUUACAAUUAUCUUUGUAUCGUGAUGGUGAAGAAAUAAAACCCAGGCACACUCCUGAGUCCCACCGCUCCACAAGUUACACUUUGCAUUCAAACUAAUCAAGCUUCAUCUGCCUCCUCCUAAUUAGCCAGAACAUUUUCAGAUGCCAAUUAGCAGGUCUCAUGAAAAAGCUCUUUGCCACAAGGCGUUGUCUUUUAUCAGAGCUUCUGCAGGUGUGUGGCUCACCAUGUAGCCCGUGUCAUAGAAAAGGGUUUAUUCCUGCUAAUUAAUCAUAUUAACACAUGCAGAUGAGUGUAAUUGCCUCAGCUUCUCCACCUCACACUGUGUGAAGACACAAGAAGAUGCUAGAGUAUGUUUUUACUUGCUUAUUAUAGAGGCAAAGCAGAUCGACAGAACCUUGUACUUGUCUAGACAGCCCAGUGAUGCAGAUCCAAGAUGGCAGCCAACCUUAUAUGUUGGCGUCACCACGUCAGUGUAGACAGUUUGAGUAUGUUCUACCUUGGUUAACAGCCUUUCCUUUAUGCAGAAAUAUUUUAUAUUAAUGCCAAAAMCACAAAAGUUUGGUGUUUUCGUUUAGCUGCAUGUCAAACAUCUCCAGCUGCUGUUAGCAUUGUAGCCUGCGUAGCCACUGUUGUCAUCAGAAGUCAUGAAACUGCAAGUGUGGUCAUACUGCUCUUCAGUAUGUGAGACUCACAUGUCACAUUUUCAUGUGGAAAAAACUCCUUAAACUUUUCCAUGCUAACAAAAACCACAACAAAGUAACAUCAUUAGCAUCAUUAGCUGCUUGGCCUUGGCCACAAAUCUGUAGGAUUUUGUUCUCCUUUGUGAUUUGGUGGUAAGAAAGACAAUGUCAUAUGAAGCUAYAUAUACAUGACAGAAUGCUUAUGCUGAUAGUUAGUGAUAAAUCACUUCAGGUGUCACGACAGUGCAACUUGGAGAGUUUAAUAUUUACACCAGUGACCUUUGACCUUUUGUGUUCACAAUAUUAUAGUUAAUGUUCCACUGGUUUCUGCUGACAUUUGGGGAUUAAAUUUGUUUCUGUAUCAAACUGAUUAAGUUGGAGUUUCGGUCACUUUAGUGUCGGUGCUUGUCAAUACUCAUUCUCUACUCCAACCAGAAAUAAUAAAGUACAAUGUUUGUUGUCUGAGGAUUUCUCUCAGAAAAAGUUUAAUACUAGAACAACAGUGGAAAUCAUCUGUAAAAACCUUGCUGGUGAAUUAAGGCACAGGUACCCUGGAAACUGCUUGUUUAUACAGAAUGUAAAUUUUACAUAGUGUGACUUUGUAUUAAGUGUUGUUAUAUACAGUAUGUUGUCCACUUGACUUGUGUCCGUUCACCAAACAUCUGAUAAACCAAUGAACAAUUUUCAAUAAAACUUUCAGAAAUUA